AAAAGAAAACUUCCUCAAGUAGGCACUCACAUGAUUCAACUUCAGCAAUGAGGGAGAAGUCUGUUUUUACUACUUUGAGUCUCCUCCAUGUAAUAUGUUUUUGCCUGAUAGCUUCAGCUGCCAGCUCUCCAAACAUCAUCAUUAUGCUUAUGGAUGACAUGGGAUGGGGUGAUUUGGGGAUUUUGGGUCAGCCAUCCAAAGAGACCCCAAAUUUGGAUGCCAUGGCAGCUCAGGGCAUGUUGCUCCCAAACUUCUACACUGCAAAUCCUCUGUGUUCCCCUUCUAGAGCUGCUCUUCUUACUGGGAGGUUACCUGUCAGGAAUGGUUUCUACACUACCAAUGCACAUGCUCGAAAUGCAUACACCCCGCAAGAAAUAGUUGGUGGAAUCUCUAAUGAUGAGAUUUUGUUACCAGUGGUGCUGAAGAAGAAAGGCUAUGUCAGCAAAAUUGUUGGCAAAUGGCAUCUUGGGCACAGACCGCAAUACCUUCCCCUGAAGCAUGGAUUUGAUGAAUGGUUUGGUGCUCCAAACUGCCACUUUGGUCCUUACAACAACAAAAAACGUCCUAAUGUUCCUGUAUACAACAACAGUGAGAUGGUUGGAAGGUACUAUGAAGAGUUUAAGAUCCUUCUAGAUACUGCAGAAUCCAAUCUUACACAGAUCUAUUUGAAGGAGGGGUUAGACUUCAUUUUCCGUCAGACUCAAGCCCAAAAGCCAUUCUUCCUGUACUGGGCUCCUGAUGCCACUCAUGCUCCAGUAUACGCCUCCAAGCUCUUCAGGGGAAAGAGCCAACGUGGAAGAUAUGGUGAUGCUGUGAUGGAGCUGGAUUACAGUGUGGGUCAGAUUUUGUCAUUGCUCAAGUCUCUGGGCAUAGACAACAAUACUUUUGUAUUCUUCACCUCAGAUAAUGGUGCUGCUCUGAUAUCAGGGCCUGAAGGUGGCAGCAAUGGGCCUUUUCUCUGUGGGAAGGAGACAACUUUUGAAGGGGGGAUGAGGGAACCAGCCAUUGCAUGGUGGCCUGGACAUAUAAAAGAAGGCUUGGUGAACUAUCAGCUCUCUAAUGUAAUGGAUCUCUACACUACAAGUUUGGCUAUAGCCGGCAUUACUGUCCCUGAUGAUCGAGUACUGGACGGACUAGACCUGACACCUGUCCUGCUGAACAACUCUGACUCUCUCAAAAACAGGCCUGUCUUUUAUUACCGUGGGAAUGAGCUGAUGGCUGUGCGCAUGGGUCAGUACAAGGCGCACUAUUGGACCUGGAGUAACUCCUGGGAGCAGUUUAAAACCGGAAUCAACUUCUGCCCCGGCCAAGAGGUGCCUGGUGUGACCACUCAUGAUCAAAUGAACCACACUUUACAACCACUCAUCUUCCACCUGGGACGGGAUCCUGGAGAGAAGUACCCAAUCAGUGUGCUGACCAAAGAGUACCUGGACGUCAUGAAGACACUCACACCAGUUGUGCAGCAGCAUAAAAAAUACUUGAUCCCUGGAGUUCCUCAGCUCAACAUGUGUGAUCUGGCCGUAAUGAACUGGGCUCCUGAAGGGUGUGAGAAACUGGGGAAGUGUUUGAAGCCUCCUGAGUCCAAGCCAUGGAAGUGUUUUUGGCCGCAUUAAACUAAUCCACUGGGACUAAAGCAUAACUUGCACAGAAAGUCUUUUCUACAAUGUCAUUUGAUAAUGUCAGCCCUGGAUGAGAGAAUAUAAUAUAAUGUAUAAUACAGCUAAAUCUGUUUCUUUUUCAUGCUUUGAGUAGUACUGGUUCUUUUAUUAUUAUUAUUAGUUGUUUGUUUGUUUUGUUGUUGUUUUUUGGUUGUCUUUGUUUACAUGAUCUGAUGGAAAAGUAAAGUUCUUUUUCCAAGUGAAUUUUAAAUAAAGGCAUUCAUGAGGGUACAUUUA
Molecule: messenger RNA, 1895 nt
Organism: Boleophthalmus pectinirostris (great blue-spotted mudskipper)
Lineage: Eukaryota; Metazoa; Chordata; Actinopteri; Gobiiformes; Gobiidae
Gene: galns
Product: galactosamine (N-acetyl)-6-sulfatase
Exons: 14
Coding region: 48-1613 (521 amino acids)
Molecular function (GO): N-acetylgalactosamine-6-sulfatase activity; arylsulfatase activity
Source: RefSeq, a predicted model, not a curated record